Microstroma glucosiphilum is the source of this 1800-nucleotide messenger RNA. RefSeq names its product aldolase. The transcript is spliced from 3 exons. Gene Ontology annotation, biological process: carbohydrate metabolic process; pentose-phosphate shunt, non-oxidative branch. The record is from RefSeq and is a predicted model, not a curated record. NCBI's taxonomy places the organism in Eukaryota, Fungi, Basidiomycota, Exobasidiomycetes, Microstromatales, Microstromataceae. Gene Ontology annotation, molecular function: transaldolase activity. Bases 305 to 1456 code for a protein of 383 amino acids. Gene Ontology annotation, cellular component: intracellular anatomical structure.
UUUAUCACGGAAGGUCUCUCACUGAUAUCUGCUGCCUCGAGUGUAGCAGUUGAGAUUGCGUUUCGAUACAGUGUCUCUGGCAAUGCCAUGCAGGAAGAAGAGUAGCAUGGCCUCAGCAUACACGAGGCUCAGUCUCGGCUGUUAGGACGCCGGUAGAUUGCCGAUGGCGGAGCGGAGAUGGCCAUGGCGCCAGAGUGCGGGGGUGGAUCUGGAGAAGAUCGAGCCUCAAAAGGCUGGGGCCCCACUCCUCCUCCUCCUCGUCCUUUGCUGACCAUACCCGCAAUCCCACCCACUCCACUGCACCAUGGCCACCACCUCUACCUCGACUACCACUACGACUGCGACCGCGACCAUGCCAGCCAUUGUCCGUCUGGCACGCUCUACCAAUAUCGAUGUGGACUCUCUUGACCCUUCUCUCGCGCGCAAGCUCCUCUCCUUGGGCGUGACAGCCAACGACCAGACGUCCAAUCAGGUGCUGAUCGUGCAGGCCAUUCUGGAUCCACAGAAUGCCCAAUUGGUCAAGGAAGUCACUGCCUCGAUGCCCGACGCCCCUUCACUGGCCAUCGUCGACCACAUCUCGGUGCUGUUGAGCAAGCGCAACGAUGGACUCAUCAAGGGGAGAUUCCUCCUGCAGACGUCCCCACAGGGUGCGAGCGACAUGGCUGCCAUCAUUGCUCAUGCUCGCAAUUACGCAAAAGAGUUUGAGAUGGCGGGAUUGCCAAAGGAGAGGUUCUGCAUUAAGCUGCCGGCUACGGGAGCGGGUGUUAAUGCUGCCAAGGUCCUCGAAGGGGAGGGUAUCCGCACCCUCGGAACCUCCCUCUUCUCCGUCCCUCAAGCUCUUGCAUGCUCCCAAGCAGGCUGUCUCUCCAUCUCCCCUUACUUCAACGAGAUCCCCGCCCACGACCGCACCACCAACCUGUGGCCCCAGCCUGCAGACGUGGCCCGAGAGCAUCCCAUGUCCCCCCGAAUGGUGCAGAUCUACCAAGCCUACGCAGACCUGGAGCGACACACUGGUCGGACACAGCCGCUGAUCAAGGCGGCGAGCAUGAUUGGGGGAAAAGAGGCAAUGGCGAUCGGUGAAGAGAUGGGGGCACAGCACCUCACCUGCCUUGCACCAGUGCUCAAGGAGCUCUUUGAGAUGCAGGUCUCGGGCGAUUCGAAGAAGGCAGAAAUCAAUACGUACGCUACAUUCGACGUACCAGAGCGAUUGAAGGAUCUCCUGCAGGUCGACCCGCUCUCCCCUGGGGGCAAGCCAUACACCAUCGACCCUUCCCUUGACUGGCUCGCGGAUGGGGGAGCAGCACUAGAUGCAUACAUCGCCGGAGACGCUGAGACGGCGAAGCGACUCCAAGCGUCACUCGACUUGUUCAUUGGAGCUGAAGCAGUGGCCAUUGAGGCCGUGGAGCGAGUCAGGAGAGGGGAGGGUACAGAGGGAUUGGUAUUUGGAGGUCUUUAGAGCUCACGCGCACUGGUAGAUCAUAGACUAGACUAGACUAGACUAGACUAGACUCAUCCUUGCAAUCAUCGUCAGGUCGAUUUUAUUGCCAUAGAAUCAAACCCUUUGAUUGAGACAGUCCUCGGAUAUGUAUCGCUGGCAGUCGAUGCCAUUUCGCUUGUCUGAUUUGCGCUGCUCAGUAGGCCAUGGACCUCUCGAUGACCUGAGUCAGGUGUUGAGCACCAUCAGCGCCCUGCACGUCACCGAUGCCAGGAGCGAGGUCCAGAACUCUCCUCUGCGGAAUCGUCCCCUUGACCAAAGCCGCAAUAUCAUCGUCCUUGUACCCAAUACUCUUCAGUCCCCUC